CAAGAUCUACCUGAAGAAGGUGGAAGAAUUUUCUAGAGAAAGAUAAACAAUGGCAGUGAAGGUUUAUGGUCCCUCCUGUGCUGCAGCCAAACGGGUGCUGGUUGUUCUGAUUGUGAAGGCAAUCGAAUUUGAGGUUGUCCCUGUUGAUGUCUUCAAAGGGGAACAUAAGGAUCCUGAGUACCUCAAAUUACAGCCCUUUGGAGUUGUUCCUGUCAUUAAGGAUGGAGAUUACACCUUAUACGAAUCUCGGGCCAUAAUGAGGUACUAUGCAGAAAAAUACAGGUCCCAAGGGAUUGAUUUACUUGGAAAGACUAUAGAAGAGAGGGGUCUUGUGGAACAAUGGUUAGAAGUUGAAGCACAUAACUUUCACCCACCAGCAUAUGACUUGACUAUUCAUAUUUUGGUUCCUCAGCUAGCUGGUAUCACUCCAGAUCAAAAGGUGAUUGAAGAGAGUGAAGCAAAGCUGGUGAAUGUGUUGAACAUUUAUGAGGAGAGGUUGUCAAAGAGCAAGUAUUUGGCUGGGGAUUUCUUCAGCCUUGCUGAUAUAAGCCACCUUCCAUUCACUGAUUAUAUUGUGAACAACAUGGGGAAAGAGCACUUGAUCAAGGAGAGGAAACAUGUUAGUGCUUGGUGGGAUGACAUAAGCAAUAGACCCUCAUGGAAGAAGGUUCUUGAGUUAUACAAAGCUCCAGUCUAGUUGCUCAAAGAAUUUCUGGGAAAUUUCAAUUAGUAUCAUCUUAAUUUGUGGUUGUUAGCAAAGAAUAAAUGUGUUAUUUUAUAAAUAAAUUCCAGGGGAAAUGAAGGAUUUGGGAACCAAGUGGAUUAUUUUCAACCUGAAGUCGUGGAGUGUGUUGAAUUUGUUCCUUGGCUCCUUUCACUUUCAUCUGUGUUGAAUUUAGGGGCGUUCAUGCUAUUUGAUUAAUUGUUGCACUUUUUAUCUGAACUGAUAAGAAUAUAUAUGGUACAAGUUUUUUUUAAA
Lotus japonicus is the source of this 979-nucleotide messenger RNA. RefSeq names its product glutathione S-transferase F9-like. Gene Ontology annotation, molecular function: glutathione transferase activity; glutathione binding. The transcript is spliced from 3 exons. The coding region runs from base 50 to 697 and encodes 215 amino acids. Lineage: Eukaryota; Viridiplantae; Streptophyta; Magnoliopsida; Fabales; Fabaceae. The record is from RefSeq and is a predicted model, not a curated record. Gene Ontology annotation, cellular component: cytoplasm.